CGGUUUCUGUUUAUACACGCAGGUCAAUAUUAGUCGGUUUCUACAUGUCACAAAAAGCGGCGAUUGGAAUGUAAAAUGUCGUGAUAAUGCCAACAAAUCCUUUGAGAGCCGUGUACAAGGUUGCGUGCGGGACAUUCUGUACACAGGAAUCCUGAGACCGUUGAUGCAAUUCUCUUUACCUUUACAAAGGCUCAGGCAACUCCUUCACCCACCAGCCCCCCUUAAGUUAAUAAGAAAAUAAGUAAAUCCUAAGGUACCGUCGAGGUUGAUUGAGAGUAAGCAGAGAACCGCCAGCUGGGCGCAAGGUAAAAGUGCUGUGGAGCCGGGCAAGUGCCUUUGACGUUAGUUACUAGUUACUGUUUAACAUCUCCACCCACUUGGAGUUUAUUCAAAGAUCGAUGCAGUGACAGGUUGGCCGGGCCCCGGCGCCUGGGACUGAACUACACUCAGCAGCAGAAUUAAGGGCGCACCUUGCUGCUGGCCUGGAGCUGAUAGUCGUUUGUGCUUCUCCUUUACUCUCUGAGCGGUCUGUGUCCUCUUAUAGCCCAGAGCAAUGACAACAAGCAGAGGAACUGCGGCUUAGUUAGAAGACACUUCUCCAACAGAGACAAACACCAUGAAUACAUCAGACAAUGGGAUUAGCACGUUGUGUGCAAUCUGUGGGGACAGAGCAACAGGAAAACACUAUGGUGCCUCCAGUUGUGAUGGAUGCAAAGGUUUCUUCAGACGAAGCAUAAGGAAGAAUCAUGUGUACUCUUGCAGGUUUAAUCGGCAAUGUGUUGUUGACAAAGACAAGAGGAACCAGUGCAGGUAUUGCAGAUUGAAGAAAUGUUUUCGAGCUGGUAUGAAGAAAGAAGCUGUACAAAAUGAGCGGGAUCGAAUAAGUAACAGAAGGAACAGCUAUGAGAGCAACAACUCACCCUCCAUCAACACACUGGCUCAGGCUGAAGUUCGCUCUCAUCAGGUAGAGCAGCAGAUCACCUUUUCAGUUUCUGCAGCAAGCGCAGACAUUACCACAAAGAAAAUUGCUAGUAUUAGUGAUGUCUGUGAAUCAAUGAAGGAACAGUUGCUGGUUUUGGUGGAAUGGGCAAAAUACAUUCCAGCUUUCUGUGAACUGCCAUUAGAUGAUCAGGUUGCUUUGUUGAGAGCACAUGCUGGAGAACACUUACUGCUUGGAGUGGCAAAACGAUCCAUGUUGUACAAGGAUGUUCUAUUACUAGGAAAUGAUUAUGCUAUACACCGCAACAGUCCAGAAAUGGAAAUUAGUCGUGUGGCAAAUAGGAUUUUGGAUGAGUUGGUGCAGCCUUUCCAAGAAAUUCAGAUCGAUGACAAUGAAUAUGCCUGUUUGAAAGCAAUAGUUUUCUUUGAUCCAGAUGCUAAGGCGUUGAACAAUCCAUCAAAAAUUAAGAAUAUGCGUUACCAAGUGCAAGUUAGUUUGGAAGAUUACAUUAAUGAUCGACAGUAUGAUUCCCGAGGGCGAUUCGGAGAGCUGCUGCUGUUGUUGCCUACUCUUCAAAGUAUAACUUGGCAGAUGAUUGAACAAAUUCAAUUUGUCAAACUUUUUGGCCUAGCUAAAAUUGACAACUUGCUCCAAGAAAUGCUGUUAGGAGGUACGAGUGACCCAUCGCACCUUCAUCACCCUGUCCACCCUCAUGUCGCCCAGGAUCCAGUGACAGGCCAGACAAUUUUGAUCAGUUCAAUGCCUGCAGCAGUUCACAGUGAACAAAUGUCUACUCCAGAAACCCCACUACCAUCUCCUCCACAAGGUUCAGGACAGGAACAAUAUAAACUUGCUUCAAACAACCUCUCAGUUAUUUCUCAACAAGUGCCAUUACCAAAGCAGAAAGGCUUGUGAUGCCAAACUUAUUUUUAAGAAUGACAGCUUGUGCUUUCUGCACACUUCAAAACCAGGAACCUGAGUUAUGUUGUCGAACUGCAAGCAGGAUCAAGCCACAGGUGGAAUGCAACAUUGUCCUUUUGUACUGUCUGUAUCGAUGGCUAUUUAAUUCUUGACUUUGCCAACACUUGUUUUUGUGGGGUUUACCAUUAUAAGAGCAAAAAGGUUCUUAAACACAAGCUGCAAUCUCAGGUUAAUAUUUCAAAGGGAUUUGGUUAAAGUUAUUUGUAUAAUGUCAAAAAAUCUUGGUUAAUAGCAACAGUUCAUGGCAUAAUUUUUAUAAAUUAUAGAUUAGAUUUAUCAAUUUACAUCUGGCUGGUUGUUUCACUAUUUUUCAUUUUGAUGUAGCCAUAAUUUAGAUCUGUGACAGUGAAUAAAUAGACUAUUUCAUACUGGGUUAUGUAUACGCUGUAAAUUUUGCCUUCUAAGACUGGAUUUAAUUCAGUUUUUUAAGGUAAGUGAAAAUUGAUGGUGACGAAUUAAAACCGAUAAACGACCGAAUGUCUUACACGAUUGUAACCCAACCAAGAGUACUGAUGAUAUCACAACUAUGAAACUCAGAUGUAUAUUAUAGCCAACAUCACGUUACCAGAUAUAUUUUUUUCAUUGUAUAUAACUGUGUUUAAACUCUUUCCUAUUUUGAGUCUUGCCAUUUAAAUUUAUAGCUUGUAGUAUCAGCCCUGAUAUAUCUCUUAGCAGCACAUUGGGGCUGCUGGCUUUACCACAUGGUUUCACAUUGCAUGACCAGAAGAGGGAGCUUUACUGAAAAAUAACACAACUCCUUUAUUUCAGAAUACUUGCCGUACUAUUCUGUACCUGUUUAUGAAAUGUGUGUUAAUCUCAAAUCAGAUUAGCUUCCAGAGUAAUAUCAAAGCUUAACAUUUAAUGCUUUAACGUUGAUCUGUAGAUAUUGUUGGUAAAUAGAUUUUUCUCUGAUAGCUUUUGACUGAAAAGAAAGCUGCCUUAAAUUGCGUGAAUGCAUCUUUUCUUCUACCUUGUGGAAAUGGGGUGAACCCAUUUACAAUUGUUUCCUGGUUUGUACAUACAGAGUGACUAAUUAUAUAAUCAUUGUAAUUUAUUCUGAUGCAAUGAUCUAUUUUAUAAACAUGAAAUUAUUUUUGUAUGAAUUAUUGUGAAUGAAUCAAAAAUUAUCAAUUUCUGGAAGAAAAUCAGUACUGGAAUGUAAAGUAUUCACAAUUUUUAAACAUUGGAUUGCAUUGUAUAAGUGAGAUGAGUGUUCAGUACGUUGCAUGUACUUAUUACGUUUUCAGAAAAUUGGAGUUCUCCACAUGUAAAAAUACAAAUAAAUGUCAAUACCUUUCGAA
Carcharodon carcharias (great white shark) is the source of this 3222-nucleotide messenger RNA. Its product is annotated as hepatocyte nuclear factor 4-gamma-like. The record is from RefSeq and is a predicted model, not a curated record. Gene Ontology annotation, molecular function: RNA polymerase II cis-regulatory region sequence-specific DNA binding; zinc ion binding; nuclear receptor activity. NCBI's taxonomy places the organism in Eukaryota, Metazoa, Chordata, Chondrichthyes, Lamniformes, Lamnidae. The coding region runs from base 617 to 1855 and encodes 412 amino acids. Gene Ontology annotation, biological process: regulation of transcription by RNA polymerase II; anatomical structure development; cell differentiation. The transcript has 10 exons. Gene Ontology annotation, cellular component: nucleus.